AUGACCAUUGCUUCCAUCGUUUUCAUCUACGUCGUGGCCAUCGUGGCCACCACCGGAGGAGGAACUACCCCCCUCCCCACCCUCACCUCCACCAAGCCCACCACCUUCGCUGUUGACGCCCAGCUCGGAGCUGCCGCUGAAGGGCCUCAACCCCUGCUCCUCACCACUACUACUACCACCACCCCCUCCUCCUCCACAACCACCACCACCAGUAACGGCUCGUUGUGGUGGUCCAUCAUGGUGAAGAUGAUCGAGGAGCAGUUGGCGGAGGAGGAUGCCGCUGGAGGGCCUCGACCCCUGCCCCUCACCACCACCACUACUACCGCCACCCCCUCCUCCUCCACAACCACCACCACCAGUAACGGCUCGUUGUGGUGGUCCAUCAUGGUGAAGAUGAUCGAGGAGCAGUUGGCGGAGGAGGAUGCCGCUGGAGGGCCUCGACCCCUGCCCCUCACCACCACCACUACUACCGCCACCCCCUCCUCCUCUACAACUACCACCACCAAUAACGGCUCGCUGUGGUGGUCCAUCAUGAAGAAGGUAAUCGAGGAGCAGUUGGCAGAGGAGGAUGCCAUUAUCACCUCCUCCUCCCCCUCCACUACUACUACUACCACCACCACCACCUCCACCACCUCCACGACCACCACGACCACCACUGUGCCCAGAGCUCCCGAGACUGGGAGCCAACUCCGAGGGCAUCAUGGAGCAGCGUCCCACGUCCAAGCUUGGUGA
Messenger RNA from Perkinsus marinus ATCC 50983, 732 nucleotides. RefSeq names its product mucin-3A, putative. NCBI's taxonomy places the organism in Eukaryota, Perkinsozoa, Perkinsida, Perkinsidae. The transcript has 2 exons. The record is from RefSeq and is a predicted model, not a curated record. Bases 1 to 732 code for a protein of 243 amino acids.